ACAGCCGGGAGGAUUUUCACCUUUCAUUCCCGGGUUAUACCCACAAUCCUUGCCCCAAACUAAUAUCAUCCGCCCGGUCGCUCCAACAAACCUGAUCGGAGAGAUGGACAAAGCUGGUCCGUCCCGGUCCAGAAGGAGUCGGUCCCGAAGGUCACGCACGCAGAUCACGCCUGAUGGCGAUGUGCGGUCAGUCCAUAGCAGGGAUGAGGAUUGGGAUGUACCCCAGGCACAAAAGAAGCUGAAGGGAAAAGCUAUUCAACCUGAAGGGUCCAGGAGGUCAGCGUUUCAAAGGCUUGGCCAUGAAGGCCGAAAUCAAAACCGGCCUGCCAAAGAACGACUGGGGGUGGAAACAACCCCGUUGAGUGCUUUUGAUCGCCUGGGUAGAGGGGCCGAGCGACCUGGUCAGACCAGGCGCACGAAACCUCUCCAUCGCAAAGAGCCCCAACAUAGCCGGGCGCCCCAUGAAGAAGAAGCGGAGAGCCAUCCUAGGCACACGUUCCGCUCCCAUGUUGAACAACCCCGGGAUCGCGUGGGCCGGGUCGAAGCACGUUUGGAAAAGCUACAGCGCCGGGUGGACCGGGAUGAAAAGAAGAAAAUCCUGUUGAACGAAUUUCCGUUCACAGACCGGGUUCACGAGACCCCAUUUCCAAAGAAAGCAAAGUUGGAGGUCCCAAAGUUCACCGGGAAGGAUGACCCGGAAAUUCACGUCAAAACCCUCCAUCAAAGCGGACGGAUGAUGGGUCUUUCCGGGGAUGAGAAGUGUUUGCUUUUCUUUCAAACCCUCCGCGGCCGCGCCGCUUACUGGUUCCAUAACUUACCGGCCGCCGGGCAGCGAGAGCACGAGGAUUUGACCAAAUUUCUCACCCGGUGGAAGGAUGAAGUUGACAAGGUGGAGGAGAUGGACGAUAAAACAGCCAUGUCCCUCCUAGUGUCCGGGCUCCGGUCCGGAGAACUGUACAAAGAGUUCUGCAGAAGGCCUCCCCAAUCAUAUCAAGAGGCCUACAACACAGCCUGGGAUUAUGCUGACGCCGAAGCACAGGUGUCGUCCAAAAGGGAGGCCGAGCAGGGCCAUUCCAAAGGAAAAAUUUCUUUGAAAAAGGAAAUUGAGCUGCCCGGUAGGGCAAAGGCUGAAGUCAUGGAGGGAGUAAUUAAGCAGAUGAUUGAGGCCGGGGAGAUCGAUCCGGAAUAUUUGGCCCAGGCCAAACAAAAGAAAAACCAAUGGGUUAGGUCUGAAAGACAGCCGGCCGAACAGAAUAAGAAGAAGAAAGCAGCCGGCAAGGAGCAUCUGCAAGUCAUUUACGGCGGGCCGGAAGGGGGAGAUUCUGCUUCCCAAAGAAAGAAAUGGGGGCGAGAGCUCUAUGUUGGAACUGUGGCCCUAAAUCCCCGGUCGAAACAAGCAAGACGGGAACCGAUCACUUUUAUUGACCGGGACCUCCCCGCCACCGGAGAGGAUCACAAUGACCCCUUGGUGAUAACUAUGGACAUGGGUGGAGUUGAUGUCUCCCGGGUGCUCGUUGACACGGGCAGUAGUGUUAACGUGUUGUACCUGGAUGCAUUUGAGAAGCUCAAGUUGUGUCGAACACGGCUUGAGCCCUUAAAGACUCCCCUGUCCGGGUUUACCGGGGACUCAGUCGAAGCUGAAGGGUCGAUCCUUUUAAUUUGUGAGCUGGGCACGGGCGACCAUGUCGUCCAAAAACAAAUGAGGUUUGUGGUUGUGAACAUCAAAUGUGUUCACAACGCCAUCCUAGGUCGGCCUGGAAUAAACAAGGUCCGUGGAGUCAUCUCCAUGGCCCACCUUUGCAUGAAGUUCUAUACCCCGGGUGGUAUCGGACAAGUGAGAGGAGACCAAAAGAAGGCCCGGUCUUGUUACUUGGAGGCCGUAAAGAAAAUGACCAAGGCAUUUGAGAGGGUUACCUUGGUUUCCCAGGAAGAAGAGCGGUCAAAACUGGAACCGGGUGAUGAGACCGAGCAGAUUGUUCUCCGGGAAGCCUUCCCGGGAAGGAUGGUGCGAAUAGGCAGGGACCUGCCUGGAGGACUUCGAGAAGAAAUUAUCUCAGUCCUUCGGGAAUGUGCGGAUAUUUUCGCUUGGAGUGUGGCGGACAUGCCGGGCAUUGACCGUUCUGUCAUAUGCCAUCGUUUGGCUGUGAUGGAAGGGACUGCAAUCAAGGGUCAAGCUUUGGCAGACUUCCUCGUCGAACUGACCGGUCUAGAGCCCGAAGCCGGACCUUUCCAUACGGUCGAACCGUGGUGGGAUAUGGCCAUUGAUGGGGCCUCUGGACCGAAGGGAUGCGGGGCCGGCGUAGUCUUCACUACCCCGGAAGGAUUUAAGAUCUACCAUGCCUUAGUUUUUAAUUUCAAGCUCACCAAUAAUGAGGCGGAGUAUGAGGCGUUGGCCGGUGGUCUUAGAUUAGCCCGGGCUCUCGGGAUAAAAAGGAUGAAGAUCCGUUCCGAAUCAAGUCUGGUUGUCGGACAAGUCAAUGGUGAGAUGGAAGUAAAGGAAGAUCGCCUGGCCCGGUAUAGUGACCUGGUCCGAGCACUCAUAAGGGAGUUAGAAGAGUUUCGUCUAACCAGGAUACCCCGGUCAGAAAACGGUGAUGCAGAUAUGCUUUCAAAAUUGACGCAAGCUUGCCCAGAGCAUGUGUCAAAAUUGGCAAAAAUUGAAAUACUGGACGUGCCGAGCAUAGACCGGUUUGAAGUCGCGGCCAUCCAACCUGGCCAGACUUCAGCGACCGGGAUAAUCGGAGCAGAUGCUGACUGGAGGUACGAACUCAUGGAGUAUCUAGAGACCGGUCAGAAGCCGGAUGACGAGGAACGAGCCAGGAAAGUGGUCCUACGGGCUCCACGUUUCCAGGUAAUUGACGGUCACCUAUACAAACGUGCCAUUGGCGGACUGCUCUUGCGUUGCCUUACCAACCCUGAAGCUGAGUGGGUAAUAGCUGAGGUACAUGAGGGAGUUUGUGCAGCCCAUCAGAUGUCCCGCACUUUGGCUCAAAGGAUAAUAUUGCUAGGCUACUACUGGCCAACCAUUGUUGGAGAUUGUGAACGGUAUGUCCAGAGAUCCCGGCUACCAGUGGAGGCAGAAAUUCCAACAUUUAGGGAAACCGUGUACCAGCCCGGUCAGAAUGAGGUCGACCACCUCGCUGAACUGAAUCUGGUGGAAGAAGGAAGGACCAUAGCGGCUGUCAAGAUGGCCGGUUACCAGCAGUCAGUAAAGCGGUAUCAUGAUAACCGGGUAGGCCCGCGAUACUUCCAAGUGCAUGAUGAAGUUUUGCGCAGAAGGGAUGCUAGUAAGUCUAAUGAGAGGGGUAAGCUAGCACGUAAUUGGGAAGGGCCCUAUCGCGUAAAAGCAAUCGUCAGACCGGGCACUUACCAGUUGGAAACUAUGGAAGGUGUCCGGGUCGACCGACAUUGGAACUCUCACCACUUACGUAAAUUUUAUAGAUAAAGUGUAAUGAGUUCCCGGCCAGUAAUAAAACUUGUCUUUUCCG
Molecule: messenger RNA, 3488 nt
Organism: Cuscuta campestris
Lineage: Eukaryota; Viridiplantae; Streptophyta; Magnoliopsida; Solanales; Convolvulaceae
Source: the annotation of a GenBank genome assembly